AUGGUGACGAUCUGUACCUACAAUGCACGUACACUUGCAUCCGAGUUCUCGAUAGAAGACUUGCUCAUGCAAGCAGGAAGGAUAAGGUACCGCGUCAUCGGCCUGGCCGAGACGAGAAAACGUCAGCCUUUCAACGCCGUCUAUGACACCGGAGAAGAACUAUUCCUUGGAACAUGCGACAGUAGAGGAGUCGGCGGCGUCGGCGUUUUUGUCAACACGAGUUUGUCCAUGAAAAUUGAUUCAUUCGAACAACUUACAACCCGAAUCGGACGUUUAUGA
Angiostrongylus costaricensis is the source of this 279-nucleotide messenger RNA. NCBI's taxonomy places the organism in Eukaryota, Metazoa, Nematoda, Chromadorea, Rhabditida, Metastrongylidae. The record is from the annotation of a GenBank genome assembly.